Messenger RNA from Zophobas morio, 2382 nucleotides. RefSeq names its product Krueppel homolog 1-like (gene Kr-h1). NCBI's taxonomy places the organism in Eukaryota, Metazoa, Arthropoda, Insecta, Coleoptera, Tenebrionidae. Gene Ontology annotation, biological process: regulation of transcription by RNA polymerase II. Gene Ontology annotation, cellular component: nucleus. The coding region runs from base 329 to 1870 and encodes 513 amino acids. The transcript has 3 exons. Gene Ontology annotation, molecular function: DNA-binding transcription factor activity, RNA polymerase II-specific. The record is from RefSeq and is a predicted model, not a curated record.
AUCGGCGAAUUUGGGCCCUUUUCAUGACCUACCCGAUUUGCGUUUCGCAACGGAGGUGAAAUCGCGGCGUUCCUGUUUCGCGAGAGUGCGUUGACUUCGGGCUCUUUUGGGGGGUCAAAAACCGACCUAAGCGCCCCAUCCCCUCCUACGCAAUGCACACGCACGGGGCGGAGCCAGUCCCAUCAUCAACGCACUCGCACUUGUCAUACCCUUGCAUUGUUGUACUGCACUUUCGGUGAUGGUGGCAGUGCCUUCCGGGACGUCUUGAUGUGUUGUUUGGUCCGUCCGGUGUUUGCUUUUUGUUUGGGUUUUGUUUCGGCCUGAUGGGAUGGCUGAGAAAGGGGGCGACAAGAUCAACCAAGUCCAAGAGAUUUUUAUCAAGAAUUUGUUGAUGAGAUGCAAGGCGGAGCAGAACGAGGAACUGUGGCAAAUGCCGGAAAUGGUUGGAUAUUACAAUGAAGCAUCCUUGCCCAUCGCCACAGUCCAAACCGCCGAUGAGGCCCGUCAUUCCGUGAAGAAAGUCGUGUGUAGUCCAGACUUGCCAAUCGCCGAAUACCCUUCCGGCAGCAAUCCUCAAGCCGACCAAAUCGUCAAUAUACAGUGUCAAAUCUGCAACAAAAUGUACAACUCCAAAGCCGCCUUCCAGGCCCACCAGCGCACUCAUACUAAAGAAAGCGAGGACCCUUACCGCUGCAACAUCUGUUCAAAGACGUUCGCGGUUCCCGCCCGCCUCACCCGCCACUACCGCACACACACCGGGGAAAAACCCUUCCGCUGCGAGUUCUGCAACAAGAGCUUCAGCGUCAAGGAGAACCUCAGCGUGCACCGGCGAAUCCACACGAAGGAGCGCCCAUACAAGUGCGAGGUGUGUUCGCGAGCGUUCGAACACUCCGGCAAGCUGCACCGACACAUGCGCAUACAUACCGGGGAAAGACCGCACAAGUGCGGCGUCUGCUCGAAGACGUUCAUCCAGUCGGGGCAGCUGGUCAUCCACAUGCGAACGCACACCGGGGAAAAACCCUACGUCUGUACUGUGUGCCAAAAGGGAUUCACCUGCAGCAAGCAGCUCAAGGUGCACAGCCGCACCCACACCGGGGAGAAGCCCUACUCGUGUGAGAUCUGCGGCAAGUCGUUCGGGUACAACCACGUGCUCAAGCUACACCAGGUGGCGCACUACGGCGAGAAGGUCUACAAGUGCACCAUCUGCAACGAAACGUUCAAUUCUAAGAAGAGCAUGGAGGCCCACAUCAAGAGCCACUCGGAGAAUGCUCCCACCGCCCCCACGCCGCCGGCGUCGUCUACCUCAAGCGAAUCGUCCUGUUCGUCGAGCAGCAGUGACAAAGAAAAUAAAGACUCGUUGCCCUCCCCUCAGGAGCCCGCCCUUAGUUACGAUUCCGACAUCCGGUACUACAUCUACCCCCGCGAUCGGCUGUCCCCGGGCUACGUCGUGCCGCAGUCGUGUUCCGGCGCCGGCGUCGAACUGCUGGCGGCGGCGGCGACAGCGACCGAGCGCGAAGACGUGGUGCUGAACAUCAUCACCAAGAACCCCCAGGAGGUGAUGACCGCGCUGCGGCAUCCCACCUACUUCCCCGCCCCCGCGGUGCAGUACCCGCCGCUGAACGCGGGCGACGACAUCCGGAACAAGCUGGAGGCGGUGCUAGGCGUCGGCGAGAUCCAGUCCGAGGAGGAGAAUAUUCUGACUCCGCCCAGUUCGAACCCGGUUUCGCCGGCCCCGUCGGUGUCGCCGGACCCGGAGCGCAGUCUGCCGCCGCGGAAGAGGUCCAAGAUGAUCUUGAAGUCGAUGGAGGCGACUAUAGACUUGUCGCCAGUACGUUACAGUUCGGUGAUUCAGUAUGCGGGAGCGUCCUAAUUGCAUUACCAAAUAAUACUCUCGAUGAGAUUUAUUUUAUUUUACAGACUGUUUCUCUUUGAAGUUGAUUGGUUAAUUUUGUUGCCGGGAGCUUUAAUCAACGUUCAAACAACACCAAAACGGACUUUUUUUUUCUGUGAUAAGACUGUAUGAUACCGACAUUUUACCUCAUUGCAGUGCCUAGGGUUUUGACCCUCGCAAUAUAGUGUUACACUGUGUAGAAACACACAAGUGUAAUGCUCAUCUCAUUAUAAUUUUAUGUCGUUUUUAGUAUUUUUAUUCUAUUUUCCAAUGUUCUAGCUAAUUGAAAAAUAGUGUAAAAUGUUGUAGACGUGGUUUUUCUAUGAUUUUUAAUAAUACGAGGUUUUACUUUUUCAUGAUGUAAAAAGUGUACUGUAUUUCUGAGUCUGAACCGUUGAUGAAAUACCAUUUCAAUGGUAGUAACUUAUUGUAUUCCUUAUCAUCUAUGUAUUGUCUAAACGAACCGCAAGAAUAAAAAAAUGUAUAUUAAA